Molecule: messenger RNA, 591 nt
Organism: Lachancea meyersii CBS 8951
Lineage: Eukaryota; Fungi; Ascomycota; Saccharomycetes; Saccharomycetales; Saccharomycetaceae
Source: the annotation of a GenBank genome assembly
AUGACAACCAUUGAGCCUUUCGAAGCAACAGAUUUGCUGCAGUUGAACAAUGUUAAUCUAGACUUUUUGACAGAAAACUUUCCUCUGGAAUUUUACCUGGAGUAUCUGAUACUAUGGCCUGAGCUCUUCUUUGAGAGUCAAGAGCUAACCAAGAAAAGAGACAAUGGCCAGCACGAGAUAUCGGGCUACAUGAUGGGCAAGACCGAGGGUAAAGGUAAUGAUUGGCAUUCGCAUAUCACCGCAGUCACCAUUGCGCCCGAUUUUCGUCGUAUUUCCCUCGCAUCGGGUCUCUGUAAUACCCUGGAAACAAUCACUGAUAAUCAACCGCACAAUGUGAACUUCAUUGAUCUGUUUGUCAAGUGCAACAACAGUCUAGCCAUUAAACUAUACGAGAAGCUGGGGUACUCGGUGUUUAGGAGAGUGGUCGGGUACUACAACUCCUCGGACGAUAAGUACCCAACAGCAUUGGGAAAAGUUCAUGACGAUAAAGACGCUUUCGACAUGCGCAAAGGGAUGAAACGGGACAAUGGACGCAGCACAAGGAGUGACGGCAGGAAGAACCGUUGCUAUCCUCACGAUGUUAGGUUUUGA